Molecule: messenger RNA, 2304 nt
Organism: Myxozyma melibiosi
Lineage: Eukaryota; Fungi; Ascomycota; Lipomycetes; Lipomycetales; Lipomycetaceae
Exons: 2
Coding region: 70-2265 (731 amino acids)
Source: RefSeq, a predicted model, not a curated record
AGUUUUUCCGGUCGCGCAGCUCAUCCUUCAACAACAAGGACAUGGCUCUGUCUUUCUCACUGCUAUGAUAUGCUUGUCUGGGAGAUAGUUGAUAUCUGCUGUCUGCUUUCUGGGACAGCAGUCCGCUCAUCUCGUGCAAGGAUCGUGCCGCGAUCGACUGCUGUUUCCUGCACCCGUUCGUUUUCUUACUCCACACCCGCCCGCCUCGAGCGACUAUUAUUCCCCUCUAGCCUGGACAGAAAAAAAUUUCUGUAUGGUCCAGUACAAAGCGAUCAGACGUCUGUUGAUUUCCGAUUAGUGCCAAAGCGGAAGACUAGACAGACAGUGGUAAAAGGGCGGGAGACUGGACAUAUAUGGGGAGAAACGAACCCCUCUCUACAAUACCGUCCACGAUUUACAGUAUUUGGCAUUAUCCCGAAAAACCGAUGGGAGAGUGUAAUGCGCAUUGUUCUUGCGCCCAAGCAGACUCGCAAGAAGAUGGAAACGGCUGUCAGGAUUUGGCAAAAUGAAAUAUUCGGAGAUCGAUUACGAGAUAUCUUCAAACCAUUGAUCGCCUCUAAACGCCGUCUUUUAAUCCCACAGGAAGACAAAAACCGGAUUGUCACAGUUCUAGUUCAGAUCGCACACCAAUACGGCGCUGACGAGCUCUUUCUCUUUUGGGAAUCUAUAGCUGCUCUUGACCCGGGCAUUGGUGUGAUCAUUCAAAGAUGGCUAUUGCCUCACUUUACCCGUGAAUUGGCUUACAGGCGAAUGUUCUAUCAACUUUCAGAGUUUGUGGCUCGCUGCAUAUCAAAGUACGGUGAAUUGGAGGUGCGCUAUAAGCUACUGCCAGAUCAAGAUCCAAUCGAGCAGCAAGAGCAGUCUCGUGACACAGACCAGACUCUCAGUACCGAGGAUUUCAUACACCCCAGUCGCGAGGAGCUCGAUGCUCUUCGACUGCAUCUGGAAAGGAGUGCUAAUAGAGUUGUUAAGUCUGCCCUUGCAAAUAUCGAACUACGGCGGGGCCUUAAACUCACGCAAGAGACUCACGCCAGCGUCUCAUCUCACUAUAAUUUUGGCGGCUUGAUUCUUUUUUUCACUUACAUCAAACUUCCGCCGAAGACGAAGUUCGUGCUCCCAGAAGCAACUCAUAACGUACUGCUGAAAUAUUUGGACCGCAGGGAGUAUAUCCCAUUUCUUCUUGAGAUGCUGCGUCUAGGCCAGUCAUUCAACACACCCAUAAUGACGCGGUAUUUUCAAUAUAUGACAUCCAGACGAUCAAACAGGAUAUUGAAUGCAGCUGCUAUCGAUUUCUUCAACGCCUUGGAGGAAAAAAGAGGCGCAGACGGAAUCGACAAUGGUCUUUCACCAAUGGCAUGCAUAUAUCUAUUACGAGCAUGUAGAUAUGAAGACCUCAACAUUGACUUAGUUCUGAGCAAAGCUGAGACGCUUCUUAACGAUCCGAAUAACUCUCUCCCAAGCUUUUCGUGGUACUACCUCAUGACUGCUUACAACAAGCGCAACAAUCUGGCAAAGGUCAUUGAAAUUUUCCGGUACAUCAACGACAACAAGCUUCAGAUGGAACGCACGUCUAAAGAUCAGGACCCAUUUACUUGGGACUUCAAGGAUAGUACUCCUAUCCACUACAGAAUUCUCUUUAACACCAUGAAGCGAUAUGCAAUGAAAACAGCUGACGCGCAGUAUGCGCGUCAGCUGGUGACUGAGGCGACUGGUAUUCUUUCGUUAAUGCGCAAGGAGGAAAUUCCUUAUGACAGUGGCAUCUUGACUGAUUAUCUCCAUCUGAUCGCAACGGAAAGCACUCUCAACUCUUUGAUGUCACACUUUGUCAUUAUAUUUGGCAGCGGCCAACUUCUGGACAUCGGAAUUCUCGUACAGCAAGACGGCGAAUUGUUUUUAAAUCCAACCUACUUCCAACUGGAAGCUAACGGACUCGGAAAUGUGCUUCAUGUGGACACACAGGCCUCUGCUGAAUUAAUGAACACACAGAUCUCUGCUGAACCAAUUAAGCCGACUCUUGUGACCAUUAUGAUGAUUUUGGAUAUGUGUAAGUAUGAGAUUCGAGAUUUCGAGAUUCUGGGGCAACUGGAAAGCGCGGCUUUGAACUAUAUGGAUCGUCUGUUGUCUAUUAGUAAGAAAACGCGGGCAAAAUUGUUUGCUGGUGAUGUGAGCGAUCCAGAGCUUGUUCGACUGCGAACAAGAGUGCUCUUCAUCUUUGCUCGAGCAAGAGCAAACUUGAGAGGAAGAUGGGUUGAGUCAGGAGAUUAGGAGAAUCUCGUACCAGCUACUAGUAAUGCAUGACCAAUG